AUGGAGGCUCUGCUAAUAUGGACUCUACUGCUGGGCUCACUGCUACAUCCGGGCACAGCGCUGGUCAGAAUUCCUCUGAAGAAAAUGCCCACAAUUCGGCACACCAUGGCUAAUGCUACAAAAGAUCUGAAGGACGUCAUUGGAUUAAACCAGAAAUAUUAUCCUGGAUUCCCUAUGAGCAAUGAGCCCACCCCAGAGACUUUGAUGAACUAUCUGGACGCCCAGUAUUUUGGUGAAGUUGGUAUCGGCACUCCUCCACAGACCUUCCUGGUGGUAUUUGACACUGGCUCCUCUAAUCUCUGGGUGCCCUCCGUCCACUGCUCCUUUUUUGAUAUUGCUUGUUGGUUACACCAUAAGUACGACUCUUCCAAAUCCUCCACCUAUGUGAAGAAUGGUACAGACUUUUCCAUCCAGUACGGCAGCGGGAGUUUGUCGGGUUAUCUCAGUGAAGACACUGUGACGAUUGGAAACCUGGCUGUGAAGGGCCAGCUUUUUGCAGAGGCUAUAAAACAACCCGGCAUCACUUUUGUAGCAGCAAAGUUUGAUGGUAUUUUGGGAAUGGCAUACCCACGAAUAUCUGUAGAUGGGGCUCCAACUGUCUUUGAUGACAUCAUGAAUCAAAAGCUUGUAGAUAAAAAUGUGUUUUCUUUCUAUCUGAACAGAAACCCCGAUGCGCAGCCAGGGGGAGAACUGCUACUUGGAGGUACUGACCCUAAAUUUUACACUGGAGACUUCAAUUACAUGAAUGUGACCCGUAAGGCAUACUGGCAGAUUCGUAUGAACCAUGUAGAGGUCGGAGGUCAGCUGACUCUGUGUAAAGGCGGUUGUGAGGCUAUUGUGGAUACUGGGACCUCCCUGAUCAUUGGCCCAACAGAAGAAAUCGAUGCACUGCAGAAGGCUAUUGGAGCUCUGCCCCUUAUUCAUGGAGAGUAUAUGGUGAUCUGUGAUCAAAUUCCCUCACUACCUGUUAUUACAUUCAAUUUUGGAGGAAAGGACUACAGCCUGACCGGAGAACAAUAUGUUCUGAAGGUGACUCAGUUUGGCCGUACUAUGUGCAUCAGUGGAUUCAUGGGCCUUGACAUUCCUCCUCCCGCUGGCCCACUCUGGAUCAUUGGGGAUGUUUUCAUUGGCCAGUAUUACACUGUAUUUGACAGAGAAAAUGACCGUGUUGGAUUUGCUAAAUCUAAAUAA
Messenger RNA from Staurois parvus, 1191 nucleotides. The record is from the annotation of a GenBank genome assembly. NCBI's taxonomy places the organism in Eukaryota, Metazoa, Chordata, Amphibia, Anura, Ranidae.